Messenger RNA from Serendipita indica DSM 11827, 1554 nucleotides. The record is from the annotation of a GenBank genome assembly. Lineage: Eukaryota; Fungi; Basidiomycota; Agaricomycetes; Sebacinales; Serendipitaceae.
AUGAGCAAGUCAUCACUCACCUACGAAUGGCAGAUAAACGGCGUCGCUGCCUUGUACGAAGCGACCAAAGCCCCAGGCGUUCCAACUCAACCACUCUGCUCUCGAGCAUUUGGAGGUGGAAAAUGGCGGUUAUUCCUGCACGGAAACAACGGCAGACCAGGUUUCGAUGGUUACAUCGGCCCCACUGCCGAGGAGAAACGGAGUGAUGUGAUGGGAAAAUGGUCCCGUGCAGGCAAAUAUUCUUUCACUAUCGAGCUACAAACUAUCGAUGGAGAGCAGACCCUCAUUACCGUCUCGACUCGAGAAGAUGUGACGUUCACAAACGAGAAAAGGCAAUGGGGCUAUCCGGAUUUCGGACUGAGAGAGGAAGUAUUUGAGAACUGUCUCGGGGUGACGAUGCACGAUGCAUUUGUGCUGAGUUGUACUAUUCAUACAAUGCCGACUACACCGCAAACCUCGUUGGCACCCUCGCCAACUAUGACAACCAUCACCCUCCCGGAGACAAAUCCUCAAGGAUAUUCGUCCCUCCCGUCCACCCUCGUUGAUGUCCUACGCUCCAUGGUAGACGACCCUAGUAUCUCCGACGUCCAAUUUGUAUUCCCGCGGAGUAAAGAGUCCAGGUACUCGACGGGUGGAAUGAAAAAUGGGAAGAACAGCAAAUAUCACCACGCAGGCGGUGUCGAAGACGACAUUCAGAGCGAAGAGGGCGGCCUUGCAAACUCUGAAUACGGCUCGAUGCCCAACGUCCGUAUCAUCUCUGCACGCAAAGAUAUCCUUGCACUGCGGUCCGAAUACUUUUCCAAACUAUUCGCCAGCAACUUGGCCAACGGGGGCACCCUGCCUAGUUCGCCCGCAAACCGGAACUAUCACGCCAACCCAUACUAUCGCUACGGCGCCGAGGAGGACGAUAUGUAUAACGAGACGGACGGCGAUGCAGGACCAGGUGUCGACCCCGAUAUCCCAGGUACUAACCUCAACACCAUUCCCUCGGAAAACCAGUCUCCACUGUAUGAAUCGCCGCAUCACCCACGCAAGACGGUCAUUCUUGUCAACGAUAUUCCAUAUUCGACAUAUCGGGCUCUGAUUUACUUUUUGUAUACGGACAACAUCGUUUUUGCACCGUUGGCUUCACAGUUUAUGGCCCAACAGCUCGAAGGGAAGAAUGGUGGCGUGAUGAAUGGGCCCGCGACUCGACUGGAAUGGUUACGGAUCUGGAAGAAGGAGAAUCGCGGAUACGCUUUACCGUGCUCGGCAAAGUCUAUGUACGCCGUAGCGAGUCGGUUCAAGCUCGCCUCUCUCAAGAGGAUCGCGUACGAAUUUAUCCGCAAGAAUCUCAACCCAAGUAACCUUGCGUUCGAGUACUUUGACUCGUUCACGGCCGCCCAUGAUGACCUGCGUAACCUUGCACUGCAAGGAAUGGUCACACAUUGGGAGGAAGUACAACGCUCUCCAGCCAUGAUAGAAGUUUGGAACAGACUCACGACGGGAGACAUGCCGUUCGCAAAGGAUUUGCUCCCUCUGCUCGUCAGAGAACUUUCACGACCCCGCAACUAG